Messenger RNA from Cloeon dipterum, 5363 nucleotides. RefSeq names its product partitioning defective 3 homolog. Gene Ontology annotation, cellular component: cell cortex; apical junction complex; apical plasma membrane. Gene Ontology annotation, molecular function: phosphatidylinositol binding; protein binding. The coding region runs from base 310 to 5019 and encodes 1569 amino acids. Gene Ontology annotation, biological process: cell adhesion; intracellular protein localization; establishment or maintenance of epithelial cell apical/basal polarity. The record is from RefSeq and is a predicted model, not a curated record. The transcript is spliced from 26 exons. Lineage: Eukaryota; Metazoa; Arthropoda; Insecta; Ephemeroptera; Baetidae.
GGAGCAUGCAGCGGCGAGCCAAGCACAAGCAGUCGUUGCAAGUCGUGUUUCGUUGUGCUGUACGAAGAGAGAGUGGAGCAGCAAGACAGCAUCCAGGUACAGGCGGAAAGAAGACGUGCUGCACGUCGAAAACAGCACGCCAAUUUUCAAGAACGUGUCCGUGGACUGCGAUGCACCCUCGCAGGUCGGGUUGAGCCCGACACGAGACGUGUCCGCGACAGGUCGCCACCGACCUGAGGCUCCCUGAUCGGCGCCGCCGAUGACAUUCCGUGCGAAAGGUGUCCGAAAGGGUUUGAUCGUUGCGUCAAAAUGAAGGUGACCGUGUGUUUCGGCGUUGUGCGAGUGGUGGUGCCCUGCGGACACGGCGACAUGCUCGUCAGGGACUUGAUGCGCCAGGCCACCCUCAGAUACCGGAAGGCCACCGGAAAGAGCGCGAGUUCUUGGCUGGCGGUCCACAGUCUUCAGUCGCAGUCUGACGGCGGCAUUUUGGACCCUGACGACCGACUGCUGGACGUGGUAGACGACCGCGAGCAGAUAAUCGCCAACUAUGAGGACGAUGAAACGGCACAACACGGCAGACACAUCGCAGGUGCGCCACCGCACGUCGGCGAUCGCGGCGACGGCGCCAGUGCGGGCGGCUCGUCCGUCGGAUCCAGCAGCGCAGGCGGAAACAGCCCUGACAUCUUCAUCUCUCACCUCCACCCGCCGUGUGGCCAGACUGACAUCGAGGUGACGGGAGAGGAGCAAGCGGGACUGACGCCUCUGCAGGUUAGACGAGGCUCCGAGCCUGCGCUGAACCAUUUGCCAGCGACGGCGCCCACCGUAGUGCCGUGCGACGCCACCAAGAGGUGGUCUGCGGCGCCGCUGAUGGACGACGAACCGACGCCAAAGUCGGCCGUGGCUCGAAAGGCGGCCGCGCACCGCAAGGCUGAGCACCGGCAACCGCGGCACCCGCCCUCCGACCCCGGCGGCCAGCCGUGGCCUGAGGAGGACGAGGGUGCGGCCACGCCCGCGCCGCCGUCGCCGUCGUCGUCGGCAUUUUCAAAGUUCGUCCGGGACUCAAACAGACUAUCCAUGCAGUUCCUCAGCGACGGAGGCACCAAGUGGCUGGAGGCGGCUGAGAGGAUCAACGCGGUGCCGUCGGCGCCACGCAAAGAGCCCCUUGGGGCGAACAGCUCCAGCCCGGUUCAAUCUUUCCACCCCUCCGAUGGAGAGGACGAAUUAAUCGAAUACGUUGUUCUACGAAACGAAGAGGGUCCACUUGGCAUUCAUGUGGUUCCCGACUACGACCGACUGGGCCAGGACCGUGGCCUCCUGGUGCAGGGCAUCGAGCCAGGCGGUCGUAUUGACCAGGACGGCCGUCUUGGCUUUUGCGACCGCAUCAUCGAAAUCAACGGCCACAAUCUCCUCAACAUGCCAUUCCAGACUGUGCAAGAGAUCUUCAGGGACUCGCUGAGGAGCCCCGAGCUGAGACUGAGGGUAGUCAAGUACAAACACAACUUGGAGGCGCGUCGGCCGCCUCCACCGGUCUUCCCCAAGCCCAAUGACCUUCACGGCAGGCGAGCCGCCUCCGAGGAUCGCGAGCCGGUCAACAUGGUCGAGGGAGAGGAAAAAGGUCCCCACGUCCACACCAAAGUGGCCACCGUGUCCCCCACGAAAAAAGUGCCCUCAUCUGCUCAUCCAGCUUCUCGAAAUGCCAACAUCUUAAUUACGGCUAACACUAGAAAAAUAGGCAAGAAGCUGGAAAUCGAGCUUGUCAAAGGUCCUUAUGGUCUUGGCUUCAGCAUUACCACCCGAGACAAUCCUGCGGGUGGGAACUGCCCGAUCUACAUAAAAAAUAUUCUACCAAAGGGUGCUGCAAUCGACGAUGGAAGGCUGAAACCUGGUGAUCGUCUGCUGGAGGUCAACGGAGUGGCAAUGACUGGCAAAACCCAGUCAGAAGCAGUCGCCACUCUGAGAAACGCACCUCCAGGCAGCACGGUCUCCCUUGUGGUCUCGCGACAGGAAAAGGGAGACGAAAGUCCCAGGUUACCCAGGGAACUGAGUCGAGCAGGCAACAAGUUUGAAAGGGUCACAUAUAAUGACGACAACUGUCAGCAGCUGAUCCGAUCAGAUGAGCCACCAGAGAAAGCAAAUGAUGACGGAGCUGUCUGCCCAUGGAAACAGAGGGAAAUUCUAACUUUCGACAUUCCAGUGCAUGACACAGAAAAGGCUGGUCUAGGUGUAAGCGUAAAAGGGAAAACCUCAGCAACUAACUCGGGUCCUAUAGACCUGGGAAUCUUUGUGAAGAGCGUGAUCAACGGUGGCGCCGCCUCUAGGGACGGUCGUCUUCGCACAAAUGAUCAGCUUAUCAACAUCAAUGGCGUGUCCUUGAUCGCGUCCAACAAUUCGGACGCCAUGGAGACGUUGCGAAGAAAUAUGCACCAGGAGGGUCCAAAACCAGGUGUAAUAACGCUGACCGUGUCUCGGCGAGUGCCGUCUCUGCUCAAUCUGAACACUUCAACCGAGAGCGGUGCUUCCGGCAGAGAUUCAGUGAACAGUUUGCUCAGCUCCUCGUCCAGUGCCGAAUUCCUGGGAUCGGGCAGAGGAGACGGGGAAGGACCCACUCCAGAGAACUCGUGUGCUAGUGAAACCUCAGAAAAUACUGUAAUUUUCAUGCCAAAAGCAAACGGGGACAUUCCUAGGGACAUGAGACUCGGGGAACCAAAAGUGAUAAAUCCUUUGGACCCCCUGGCAAAUCGAAAUCCAGUCCUGGACCGCCUCACCGGCCAAUCUGGGCUCCGCAAUGAAAGUUACUACAGGGCUACUGCGGACUCGUCAUGGAACGCUAAUUUGACUGCGAUGGGGAACAAAUUCAACAGUCCAACUCUGCACUGUGCCAAUGGAGAGACGGUUUUGAUCGAGGACGAAUACUCAACACACCAUAUUGUCGCUCCAAACCCAAGGAGACCAGAUCGAAUCAGUAUUCCUCCUCCACAUCAGCUAUCUCCAAAUCCGAAGAGUCCUCCAGCGCCGGACACGCCCAGCACACCUGGAGUCCACGGGGACGCCACCUACGCUAGCCAAACUUCCUUGGAAGUUGAUCCUGCGACGUUCUCGAGAGACGCAGUUGGCAGGCAGAGCAUGUCUGAAAAGAGACACGCAUCACUAGAUGCCAAAAACACGGACACCUACCAGAGGCAAAAGAAAGCUAGAGAGGAGCGAGAAAAACAGAAAAACCAGUCUGACUCCUCCGAGGAGCAAGUGAACGGUCACAUUAAUGGUGCUGUAAGAAAUAGGGAUAUUGUGUCUGGAAUGUUCCGUGCAGCCUCUGUGGAGUCCAUCAUAAGCAUGAAUCGAUCUCUGGCUGGCUCAGAGUUGGACACGAAAAAAAUAGAUCUGGGCCCUGGACUGGGCAUGAAAAAGUCUUCCAGCCUUGAGUCUCUGCAAACAAUGGUCCAAGAGAUUCAGAUGCUGGAGGACGGAGAAGUGGCAUACUCAUAUCGGGGCAAUGGCCCUGUCAAGGUCAUCCGAGGCCGAGGCUGCAACGAGAGCUUUAGGGCAGCUGUAGACCGCAGCUACGAAGCCCCCCUCGGGGAAAUGAGGCAACCUAUGGAAACCCCUGUUGCUGCAAUCCCGGCUAGGGAACACGUCUUCCUUCCUCCACUGCCUCCUCCUGCAAAGCCAAGAGAACGCGCCAUAGACGUUUUUUAUCCUUACGCAGUGUCUGAGGAGGAGGCGGAAAUCCAGCCGACGGGCAACUUCGGAAGGGGCAGCGCCAGGCAGUCCUCCCUCAACUCCGCCCUCGACAACAAGUAUGGCAAGAAGGAUGCCAAGAAAAAGGCUGGGCUGUUCAAAGGAAUUGGCUCCAUGUUCAGGUUUGGCAAGCAUCGGAAAGGUGGGGAGAACGCACUGCAGGACAAAUUGACUGAGGAGGCGGAAGAGGCCGACGCCCAGGAGCGCGAAAAGGAGGCGGCGCGGCAGGCUGCUCAAGAAGAGCACCAGCGCAUCAGGGAGCAGUACCAGCGGUUGAUACAGAGACAACAGCAAACGGAGAUGCAGCAACAGCUUGAGCAGAUGCAAAUGCACGAGCAAAAUAUGCCAUCUUCGCGUACUGAGCGGAUCCACCAGCUGAGGGCGCAGCACCAGCGAAAGCACGUCGAGCGCAGAGGACAGUACCCUCUGGACGAGAGGGAGGAACGUUACGAGCAGGCGAUCAGAGAGAUGAAAUCCAAUUUCCACCACAAUGUGCCACAACAGGAGAGGGCAAUGUCAAAUGUGCGUUUAGAAACGCCACCCCAAGAGCCCCAGCCCCCUCCUAUAAUGCAAAACGCGCACCGACGCAACCCCAGCUACGACCUGUACGGAGACCGACCCGGCAGUAGACUCGGCGACCCCACCAGGUACAGCCACUAUGUCAACUACGAAGAAAUACAGCACCAUUUGAGCAAGCGCUCAGAGCAACUUUCCGAGCAGCAGAUCAUUCAGAUGAGGCAGCAAGUGCAGCUGCAGAGGGUCAAGGUCGAGGCGGAGGACGAGAGCCGCAAACAGAUGCACUACCACUCUCAGCGGAGGGAUCCCCGAGAGGUGCCUCAACAAAGGCCUGUGUCUAAUUUCUUUGAGUACGAAAGCGUGAUCCGCGCCGGUCAGCACACCAUGCUACACCCUGUGCAUCAUCACCAACAGCAGCAGCAGCAGCAGCUGCAGCAACAACAUCAACAUCAACAGCAGCAGCAGCAAAUGCAUCCUGCCCACAUGUUCAGGGAUGCAAAUGCUAAUUCCCUUCCCAGAAAGGAUCGACCUGAUCCGAGAACUGAAUUCCAUGUCCCAAAACCAAGAGCGCAAUUCACGAAUAUCCAGCCGCACCAGCAGUAUCCUUCCCCAGACAACAACAACCAUAAACAAAUGCAUUACGCCAAGCACCAUCCGCCCCCGCCCCCUCAGCAACGCUACCCUCCAGACUCUUACGUGCCGGUGCACCGGUCCACCGCUCGGAUGGCCAACGGCUUCUCAAAAUUGCCGCCCGGAUCCAAAGUAUGACCAAAAGCAGUUUGUUACUACCACAAUUGCAACUCUGUGAUGACAAGCAAUGACGAACAUUUCAAGUCCUCCUGUGCCUUCCACGAUGGUCGCUUUUACAAAAUUAAUUAACCUACACAUGUGCCAGUGCAAUAAUUAGAGACGAAUUUACUUUCAAAGCCACAGAGCUUCGUCAAAGCUGCAAUAACUUUGAGAUAAUUACUCUUCAUCUCUUUUUUUCUCUGUCCUAAUGAACCAUGUUGUGUCAUUUUAAUUUUUUUAAUUUGUGCAUCCAAACCCUCGAGACAAUUUAGAUCGUGUAUUCGUGUGUAAAUAAAAUUAUAUUUUAUAUCUCCAGACAAAAA